AUGUCUGCAGACUAUCCCAAUGCAGGUUACUGGAGAUUCACCGCACAGGAAAUAUUGCCAAGUGUUACGCGGGACACCAGAGGGCCUGACGAGGUAGGUUUUCGUGGUACCGUAGAGAGGACCUGCAUCAAAGCCCGGGCCACCAAGAAGUGGGAACCAGGGAGUUGCAGCGCCAAGAACGUCAAGGGGUCUGCCAGAAUCAAACCGCCACGACUGACGAGAAACGUCCAACUUUGGCCAACUGUUUCGUACAACGUUUGUCCUAGCCCAAGGCUAUUGCAUUCCACCUAUGUUCCAUCUCGGAUCCAGCCAUGUGCUGACCUGAUUUUGGCGCCCUACGAACCCGACCUUGAGAGAACCGCAUACCGACGACGUACCGCCAAACAGCCCAACAAGCCAUCGGCCGCUGGUGAACUUACCCAUCCCGAAAUUCCUGCGCCGACGCCCGCGCACGAUUUCCAGUUUUCGGGGUCCUGCCUCAUGAGCCAAGGAUUUCUCGCGUCAGACCCUGCGGCGAGACUCUGCGGCGAGACCUUGCUCUGUCGACAACAGAUGUUGCCGUUUGCAUCCUCGGGGUCCAAGGUGACCCCUCGACAACAUAUGGCCAGCUACUCCAAUGGGUAUCCGCGGGCGACUACCUUCGAGCUUUCGCCUCAUAGCGAACUUGAGACGGUCCGCUACUAUGAUCUGAACGAUGUCCAAGGCACUGCCCGAGGUUGGGAACGCGAGGAGCGCAUCCUGGUGUGUGUUCCGCUACGGGAUGCCGAGCAACAUCUACCCAUGUUUUUCUCCCACUUGCGCAACUUUACAUACCCCCAUCGAUUGAUCGAUCUAGCGUUCCUGGUGUCCGACUCGAAGGACCGUACCCUUGAGGUGCUGACACACUAUAUGAGUGAGAUCCAGGAGAGUGGGGACCCGAAUAUGAUGUUUGGGGAGGUCAGCAUCAUCGAAAAGGACUUUGGCCAGGUUGUCAAUCAGGAUGUAGAAAGUCGCCAUGGUUUCGCUGCUCAGGCCCCGCGACGCAAGCUCAUGGCGCGCGCGCGCAACUGGCUUCUGAGCGCGGCCCUACGGCCCUAUCACUCCUGGGUUUAUUGGCGCGACGUCGAUGUUGAGACGGCGCCAUAUACAAUUCUGGAGGACUUGAUGCGUCAUAACAAGGACGUCAUCGUUCCGAACGUCUGGCGCCCACUGCCCGAUUGGCUUGGCGGCGAACAACCCUACGAUCUCAAUUCGUGGCAAGAGUCAGACACGGCAUUGGCUCUGGCCGACACUCUUGACGAGGACGCUGUCAUUGUUGAGGGGUAUGCCGAGUACGCUACUUGGCGCCCGCACCUAGCAUACCUGCGCGAUCCCUAUGGCGACCCUGAUAUGGAAAUGGAAAUCGACGGCGUUGGCGGCGUGAGUAUCCUGGCGAAGGCUAGAGUCUUCCGCUACGGUGUCCAUUUCCCGGCCUUCAGCUUUGAGAAGCACGCUGAAACUGAAGGGUUUGGCAAGCAGAUGGCAAAGAAGAUGAAGUUCUCGGUCGUCGGCUUGCCGCACUACACUAUCUGGCACUUGUAUGAACCUAGUGUUGAGGAUCUCAAGCAUAUGGAGCAAAUGGAACGUGAGCGCCUUGCACGAGAAAAGGAGGAGAAAGAAAAAGCUGAGAAGGCCCAGAAGCUGAAGGAGUCAUUUGGUGAUGCCACAAGCCAGUGGGAGGAGGACAAGUCCAAGCUCCAACAAGUUGCCAUAGCCGAAAGCCAGAAAAAGCAGGAGGAUGCGCAAAAAGCGGCCGCUGCCGGCAGCAAGACGGGAGAAAAGGCCGAGGCAAGGUGA
This is a messenger RNA of Thermochaetoides thermophila DSM 1495, 1815 nucleotides long. RefSeq names its product mannan polymerase II complex ANP1 subunit-like protein. Gene Ontology annotation, cellular component: mannan polymerase complex. The coding region runs from base 1 to 1815 and encodes 604 amino acids. Gene Ontology annotation, molecular function: alpha-1,6-mannosyltransferase activity. The transcript has 7 exons. Lineage: Eukaryota; Fungi; Ascomycota; Sordariomycetes; Sordariales; Chaetomiaceae. The record is from RefSeq and is a predicted model, not a curated record. Gene Ontology annotation, biological process: protein N-linked glycosylation; cell wall mannoprotein biosynthetic process.